Messenger RNA from Magallana angulata, 1455 nucleotides. RefSeq lists its product as uncharacterized. The transcript has 6 exons. Gene Ontology annotation, cellular component: external side of plasma membrane. The record is from RefSeq and is a predicted model, not a curated record. Gene Ontology annotation, biological process: biological process involved in interspecies interaction between organisms. Lineage: Eukaryota; Metazoa; Mollusca; Bivalvia; Ostreida; Ostreidae. Gene Ontology annotation, molecular function: carbohydrate binding. The coding region runs from base 1 to 978 and encodes 325 amino acids.
AUGAAGUUGAUUGCACUGCUCCUCUGUGUCUGUGAAGGAAUGUUGACACUUAAGGAUGGCUAUGAUUACUUACAGUGGAACAAGAGACUUGAAGGAAGAUUCCUGACCAUCAUUUCGAGGGUCAGCCCUCUGGAUUGUGCGGAAGAAUGUAUAGUUAGAACCGGAUGUCUGUCCUUCAACUACCUACGGUCAGCCAUAUUCUGUGAGUUAAACUACGCCAGUGACCUUAUAGAGGACGAGGUACUUACAGACUCGGUCGGAUGGGUCUAUGGUAGAAGGGAGCAUUGGUCUAUGUUGAUGACAGAUAGAUGCCUUAAUUCCAGUUGUACACAGGUUGAAAAAUGUAUAGAGUCUCUAGACAACCAUGGAUGUACUUUGUCUCAGUGUCAUCCAUCAACUCUAAAUCUUCGUCCAAACGUCGAGCUUUCGAAGUCCAACAUGUCCUUGGAUUUUGGGAACACACAUACAGUGGUGUGCGCUGAGGGCUCUGUUCCUUCCGGUGGUGAUGGACACGUUCAAUGUCUCUGGAACGCCUCCUGGACGACAGUCAAUUUAAAAUGCAGAAGUACAUGUACCGGAACGAAAAGAAAUAUCGAAAACAGAGAAUACUGCUUCAUGAGGGAACAUUUAUCAUGGAGUUUAGCUAAGGAACAGUGUUAUCUACUUGGUGCAAACCUGCUUGAAAUAGACACCCUGCAGGAAAACCUCCAGAUUUCUCAACAGCUGGAGUCGCUGCAACGUGUAUUUUGGCCUAUUGAUUUGUGGUGGACAGGUGGUUCUGAUAACGGACAAGAAGGCAUAUGGAGGUGGAACUUUUCUGGCAGAUACUUCACCGACAAUUACAAUUCUUGGCAAGCCGGUGAACCUGAUGGAGGAACAAGAGAAAAUUGUUUAUUGACUUCUCUUUCUGCAUACUGGCAAGAUGAACCGUGUGCAAAUAGUUAUGGUUAUGUUUGCGAACGUCAGCUUGGUUUAUGACAGCCAGGUUACCAGCAUCUAGUGUCGGGUUCGGUUUUGUUUGCGUCUCUUAAUUUUAUGAUUAAGGCAUUCAUGUUUCAAAAUAUUUUAUAGUAAAUUUGUUUCUUGAAUUGAUUCUGCAGUAACGACUUUUGUAAUGCUGCUGUAAUACGAGGUUUGUUGUCAUAACAAUGGUUUUUUCUGGUAACUAAAACGACUUCAACAUUACAUGUAUCAAUUCGACCUACUAGAAUUUUGUGGAUGAACAAGGCAAUUUUGACAAAUGUAGUAAUUAAAACUACAUUCAUUUUUGUGAGUGCUCAGCACUAUUGGUAUCGAACCUUUUUUUGUUUACAUUCACAAAUAGAUAUGGCAGGCAUUCUUCGUUUGUUUGACUGUUUGUUAAGGAGGCUGGUAGUUAACAUAUUAAUCAUCAGAUCUACCUUAAAUUUUCAGAUCGGGUUUACUUUAUAAAUAUAACCAUUUAGCAAAUAUAGA